AUGAACAAUAGUUCAGAAGGAAAUAUUAAUGACGAAUUUGAAACGAUAGCUAGAGAAACGUUAGAUAGAAUAAUUGAAAUAAUCGAAAACGAAAGUAAUUUAGAAAUUGACGUAAACAAUACUGAUAGCGAAAUAGUUGACAACAUAGAAAUAGAUAAUUUAGACGAAGAAUUAGAUUUAUUUAGUGAAGAAAUACUUAAUGAACGUAUAGAAACUAAACCAAUAACCAGUGAUAUAUUAAAUAAAAGUUUACGAUUAAUAAACCUAGAAGAGUUUGAAAAUAGUCCUACCACUAGCGCAAUUCGUCAAGGGUUACGAAGUAGUAGAAAUACUAUACACACCGAAUAUAUUUAA
Molecule: messenger RNA, 354 nt
Organism: Macrosiphum euphorbiae (potato aphid)
Lineage: Eukaryota; Metazoa; Arthropoda; Insecta; Hemiptera; Aphididae
Source: the annotation of a GenBank genome assembly